GGGAAGGAGAGCGAGAUCCCACACUCUAAAGGAAAGAACGGGGGAGGUGCAGGAGCAUGUGAGUGCAUCGACACGUACAGGAACAGAGAGGGAGAAACGGAAACAGAGAGAGAGGAAGAGAAACAGCCAGGGACAAUGCCAGAGAGAACCUCUCGCUGCUCCGUAGACCCUGUUGAUAAAGGUGCGUUGUUACCAAAAACGUGAGCCCAUCUGCCUCCCCAAGACCACCUGCACUGGGAGACCACCUGCCACAGACCACCCUGGGGACAACUGAUGCCAAAGUACCAGAGAAGAGACAGAGAGAAUAGUGCCUUUUGGUUGUAGCAGCAUUCCAGUAAAGAACCUCGUCAACCAACAGACACAUCUGGGUUCUCUUUAAGGAAAGACAGGAUGAGAAGAGACUGACAUCCUCUCCUUUUAUCACUCCCAGCUGCGAUGGAUCCCCCUGUGCAUUACGCCGAGCACACAGACUUGAACCUGGGAGAGGUGGAUGUGCGGAGAGAGAACAAGAGAGAAAUGAAGAGAUGACUGCUGCAUAUGACAGGCAUUCCUAUCUUUUGUGUGUUGGAGCCAACAUUGCAAUCUGCUGCAGGUGCCUCCUGCCUCCUCCCUCUGCUCUUCCUUGUUCUGCUCUGAGGGAAUGGCUCUGCUGGUCUGAGUAGAGAUAGAGGUGCUGGCCUUUUCCUUUCUACGGUUUGUAGGCUGCUGCUCUGCUGUUUCUAGAGUGCUGCUGCCCACUGCCUUUCCCUGAGCCUCAGAUCCCAGUGUGGUCAGCCACUGUGUGUUGUUCACAAUACUUCUCCUGCCUUUUCUCCAUCUCGGGCAGUCCAAGUGGAACGUCUAUUACAGAGAGAAAGAGAGAGCGCACAGUCUAGCCUCGAAGCUGUGUAGAUGCUUGGAAGCUCACUGCCCACUGUGCUGGACUGGAGUUGGACUCACUCAUCAAUACUGCUCUCAAAAAAAACUACCUUGAAAGCAGAAAGCACCUUGUUCUUCAGACUGUUUGUUCUGGGGGGGUUAGAAGCCUUGUAUGUAUGUGUGUGAAACAAACAAUCCACCCCGAGGAGUGUACGUGUGAGAGUAUUGUGUGCGUUUACAGUCUCUUUCUAAUUAAGCUGGCAGACUGCAGUGAGACGGACGAUCAGCCUGGGCGCCUCUUUCUCUCCCUCUUCCCACUUAGGCCCCAUUGUGAUCAUUAAUGUCUGUUGCAAACUGCCCAUGAAUUAUGGAGUAGUGAAGUCUCCAUAGAAGUAGUGACUGUGGGGAACAGAUAGACGGACAGAAGGACGGUCAGAGAAAGAGUGAAAUAGAGAAGGGGGGGGGGGGUAUAGAAAACAGAUAGUUGUAAGCUCCAACUGAACAUUUUCUCUCUACUGAGCACAGACUCAGUGGAGGUGUGAGAGAGAGAGAGAGAGAGUUGUGUGCCCUUCGUUGAACAGAUGAAUGAGAGAGGAGCUUAGAGACAACACGUGAUUCACAGAAAGAGAACUAGAGGGAGGACGAGAGAAGCAAGCUCGCAUACCACUAUCAACCUAGUUACAUCGGCGCUGCACCGGCUGCACCGACAGGCAACGGUGUAUUGUGUGUUUGCAUUGAUCUUACAUUGACUGAAACUAAUUCUCUUCGUACAAUAUUCUUUUUAAUCGUUAUUUGAGCUCAUCAGUCUUGGCCCAGCCCACCAUUUUGUUAAAAAUGUCAUUUUAAAAUGUUAUAAGAAGAAGAACGGAGAACAACCACUGCUGCUGAGCCUUUCAUUUUCCGGGGGAAUCUUUUGGAAGUCACCCUACAGUGUUUAUCAGGGAGGGACACCAUCUAACCAAUACUAGAAAUCAAACAGGGGACUGUUUAGCGUGUUGCACCGACCAGCAGAAGCCUCAAGACUGCCGAGGCAUGAGGCAAGCAGACCGUCUGAGAGAGAGGAGAGGUAUUGGACGGUGACACAUCUAGUUCCCAGAGUAAGGUCCGACUGAAUCCUGCUGGACCAGAGGAGCGAGGGAAAGAACUAUGAGCUAAGUCACCCUCAGUGAUCGACCCCUGAAAGGUGCCUGCUCACCACCCCCAUCCUGGCGCAGAGGACCAUCUCUCGAUCUGUACCCCAACCCCAGAAGAAAGGGUGUUUCUGUACCCCUAAAGGAGGGCUGAAACUGUCUGGAUAGAGACUCGACUGUUUGACUCUACAGCAGCAGGAACAUGGAUGACUCCAGCAUUCUGAGACGCAGGGGUCUACAGAAGGAGCUCAGUCUUCCGAGGAGGGGGAGUUUCUGUCGGACCAGCAAUAGGAAGAGCCUUAUUGUGACAUCCAGCACCUCUCCUACACUACCCAGACCACACUCACCACUACAUGGACACCCAGGGAGCAGCCCUCUGGACAGCCCCAGAAACUUCUCCCCCAACACGGCGGCACACUUCUCCUUCGUUCCAGCUCGCAGGACGGAUGGCAGGCGCUGGUCUUUGGCAUCACUGCCCUCCUCUGGAUAUGGCACCAACACACCCAGCUCCACUGUCUCUUCAUCCUGUUCAUCCCAGGAGAAGCUGCACCAGCUGCCCUUCCAGCCCACGGCGGACGAGCUGCACUUCCUCACCAAGCACUUCAGCUCCGAGAGCAUCACCGACGAGGAGGGACGACACUCGCCCAUGCGCCCCCGCUCACGCAGCCUCAGCCCUGGUCGCUCACCCAUUUCCUUUGACCAUGAGAUCCUCAUGAUGAACCAUGUCUACAAGGAGCGCUUUCCCAAGGCCACGGCUCAGAUGGAGGACCGUCUGGCUGACUUCCUAUCGUCCUCGGCUCCUGACAAGGUGAUGCCCCUGGCCGAUGGGGUCCUCAGCUUCAUCCACCACCAGGUCAUAGAGCUGUCCAGAGACUGCCUGGAUAAAAGCCGCGAGGGUUGCAUCACCUCACACUACUUUUACGAGCUGCAGGAGAACCUGGAGAAACUGCUACAAGACGCUCACGAGCGCUCUGAGAGUGUGGAAGUCACAUUUGUGACCCAGCUGGUGAGGAAGCUGAUGAUCGUCAUCGCUCGGCCGGCACGCCUGCUGGAAUGUCUGGAGUUUGACCCGGAGGAGUUCUACCACCUGUUGGAGGCAGCAGAGGGCCAUGCCAAGGAGGGUCAGGGCAUCAAGUCAGACAUCCCCCGCUACAUCAUCAGCCAGCUGGGUCUCACCAGAGAUCCCCUGGAGGAGAUGGCCCAGCUGAGCAGCUACGACAGUGGGAACCCAGACACGCCAGAGACAGACGACUCUGUGGAUAGUCGAGGGGCCACGGUACCUGUUGUAGCUCCCCCUAAAACCAAGGCCCCACGGGAGGAGGACUUUGAGAACAUCAAGCUCAUUAGCAACGGGGCUUACGGUGCUGUGUUUCUGGUGCGUCACAAGGAGACGCGUCAGCGUUUUGCCAUGAAGAAGAUCAACAAGCAGAACCUAAUCCUAAGGAACCAGAUCCAGCAGGCCUUUGUAGAGAGAGACAUCCUGACCUUUGCUGAGAACCCCUUCGUGGUCUCCAUGUUCUGCUCCUUCGAGACACGCAGACACCUCUGUAUGGUCAUGGAGUAUGUGGAGGGUGGUGACUGUGCCACCCUGCUGAAGAACAUUGGGGCUCUGCCUGUGGACAUGGCACGCAUGUACUUCGCUGAGACCGUGCUGGCACUGGAGUACCUCCACAACUAUGGCAUCGUACACAGAGACCUCAAACCGGACAAUCUUCUGAUCACUUCGAUGGGCCACAUCAAGCUGACAGACUUUGGCCUGUCUAAGAUCGGUCUGAUGAGCCUCACCACUAACCUGUAUGAAGGACACAUAGAGAAAGAUACCAGGGAGUUCCUGGAUAAACAGGUGUGUGGUACACCAGAGUACAUAGCCCCAGAGGUGAUCCUGAGACAGGGCUAUGGGAAGCCAGUAGACUGGUGGGCCAUGGGGGUCAUCCUCUAUGAGUUCCUGGUGGGCUGUGCCCCUUUCUUUGGAGACACGCCAGAGGAGCUCUUUGGACAGGUCAUCAGUGAUGAGAUCAUAUGGCCAGAGGAGGAGGAGGCUCUUCCUAACGAUGCCCAGGACCUCAUCUGUAAACUCCUCAGACAGAACCCUCUGGAGAGGCUGGGUACAGGCAGUGCAUUCGAGGUGAAGCAACACCGGUUCUUCUAUGACCUGGACUGGAACAGUCUGCUGAGACAGAAGGCAGAGUUCAUCCCUCAGCUGGAGUCAGAGGAAGACACCAGCUACUUUGACACCCGUUCAGACAGGUACCACCACAUGGACUCUGAAGAUGAGGACGACACUAACGAUGACGAUCACUUAGAGAUGCGCCAGUUCUCCUCCUGCUCGCCCCGCUUCAGCAAGGUGUACAGCAGUAUGGAGCGUCUCUCCCUUCAUGAGGAGAAGCGGGCCCCCCCACCCACCAAGCGCAGCCUCAGUGAGGAGGGAGGAGAGCGCAUCGACAGCCUCAGUGGGCUCAAGUCCAGAGACCGCUCCUGGCUGGUGGGGUCACCUGAGAUCCUGCGUAAGCGUCUGUCCGUCUCGGAGUCGUCCCACACUGAGAGUGACUCCAGCCCUCCUCUGGCUGUGCGUAGACGCUGCUGCUCCGCCAUCAUCGAGAUGCCACGCUUCGCCAUCUCCUCGGAGGAGGAAGGAGGGGUGGCCCCCAGUCGUAAGAGCCCCAGCCUGCUCAGCCAGACCCCCGGGGGAGUCAGGGGACCCCGCAGUGAGGAGCUGCCCCUCUCCAUCCCAGAGCUCCCAAUAGAGAGAGAGCUGAAACUGGUCGAGUCCCCCACCACACCUGGGUCCAUCACCAGCCAGCUCAGCAGAGCCACACUCACACCGGGUAGUUCAGGAGAUGUGUGGGAGCGUGGUACAGUGUCGGUAGCAGACAGCUCUACCUCUACCCCUAAGGCCAUCAGUGACCUGGCAGUUCGGAGGGCCCGCCACAGACUGUUGUCUGGAGACACGGAAAAACACACCCAGUCCAGACCCCUGAACAAGGUCAUCAAGUCUGCCUCCGCAACUACGCUCUCACUCAUGAUCCCUCCAGACCACCAUGGAGCCUCCCCAUUGGCCAGCCCCAUGUCACCCCACUCCCUCUCCUCCAAUCCCUCAUCCAGAGACUCCUCCCCCAGUAGAGACCUUUCGCCGGCCGUAGUCAACAUCAAACCCCCCAUCAUCAUCCACCGGGCGGGCAAGAAGUACGGCUUCACCCUCCGGGCCAUCAGGGUGUACAUGGGAGACACGGAUAUCUACACCGUACAUCACAUAGUCUGGCAUGUGGAGGAGGGUGGUCCUGCCCAUGAUGCAGGGCUGAGAGAAGGAGACCUCAUCACUCAUGUGAACGGGGAGGCUGUCCACGGCCUGGUCCACACUGAGGUGGUGGAGCUCAUCCUCAAGAGCGGUGGUAAGGUGUCCGUCUCAGCCACGCCCUUUGAGAACACCUCCAUCAAGGUAGGCCCCGCCCGCAAGACCAGCUCCAAAUCCAAGAUGGCGCGACGCAACAAAAAGACCAAGACCAAAGAUGGAGGCCAGGAAAGCAGCGGCAAGAAGAGGAACUCUCUGUUCAGGAAGAUCACCAAGCAGGCGUCUCUGCUCCACACCAGCCGUAGUCUAUCCUCCCUCAACCGCUCCCUGUCUUCUGGAGAGAGUGGACCAGGGUCCCCCACACACAACCUGUCCCCCAGGUCACCUACACCUGGUUACCGCUCCACGCCUGACUCUGCACACUCUGUAGGGGGAAACUCGUCUCAGAGCAGCUCUCCCAGCUCCAGUGUUCCAAACUCCCCAGCCAGCUCCGGUCACAUCCGGCCCAGCUCCCUCCAUGGCCUCGCCCCCAAGCUCCAGCGCCAGUACCGUUCCCCUCGACGCAAGUCAGCCGGCAACAUCCCCCUAUCCCCCCUGGCCCGCACCCCCUCCCCCACCCUGCAGAGCACCUCCCCCCAACGUUCUCCCUCCCCCCUGCCCAGCCAUGCUGUGGGUUCCUCCUCUAUGGGCCAGUCUUUCCCUGUGAAACUCCACUCCUCCCCUCCUCUGGUCAGGCAUAUCUCCAGGCCCAAGAGCACUGAACCCCCCCGCUCCCCACUCCUCAAACGAGUACAAUCCACCGAGAAGCUUGCCUCCUCCCUCUCCUCCUCCUCCUCCUCGUCUCCCUCUGCGUCGGGGGCCGGAGGUGACAAGAAGCUGCCUGUAGCGGUAACAGGACGUAAACACAGCCUGGACAUCUCCCACCAGGAGUUUAAGAAGGAGAUGCUUCAGAGAGACCCCAGUCUGCAGAUCCUGCAGGAGUCCGCUGGGGAGAGAGAGGGGGUGCUGGGGGUCGGGACAGGGGUGGGGGGUCGCGGGGGCCCCGUGGAGAAGGGCAGCCUGCAGAAACACUCCUCCUCCAGCAGGAAGCUGGGGCGUCAGGAGGGGGACGUCGGACCGGCAGCCGGGUCCCUGGGGCUGGCCCCCGGGAAGAGCAAGCUGAAGGACAAGCUGUCAGCCAUUAGACAGGACCGGGCUGAGAGGAGGGAGUCACUGCAGAAGCAGGAUGCUAUCCACGAGGUGGACUCUUCAGAGGACGAGACAGACGAGGGGUCGGAGGACAGCCAAGACGGGAGGGGCAGGAACACCUGUACUUUCACCCCCCCGCUGCUCCGCCCCACCUCCGUCAUGGCCACCGCCCCCCGCACGGGACCCGGGGGCACCCUCCCCUCCCUGUGUCUGUCCCCCUCCUCCACCCUGCUGCCCAGCAGAGCCACCAUACCCUCCACAAUCCCCGAACACAAGCCCACUCAGAGUGCUCCUUCGCUGGGAGGGAAAGACAGCGGCUCAGCCUCCUCAGAUGACUGUGGGAGGAGAGAGGGGAAGGCUCCAGACACCAGCUCCAAGUUCACCCAGAGCCCCCUGUCCAGCACCUUUGCCACACUCGGCAGUGCUUUCAUCUCCAUCAGUAAGGACACCAUCCUGAAGCCUGCUGCUCCAUCUUCACAUCAGGAAUGGAGGAGCCCCAAGCUACCUGAGCCCAGAGGGAAGAGCAGUAGUCCUGGGUUAUGGAGUGAGGAGAGAGACUCUGGCCUGGAGGCCCCCAGAUCCAGCCCCACUGGAUCCAUAGAUGGCAGAUACAUAGCCCACACACCCAUCUCUUCCCCAGGCAUCACCAAGGAGAAAAAGGAGGCCGACAACCGGAGGCAGGCUGCUGCUGCCGCCGCCGCUGCAGCCUACGCCACCCCAACCUACGCCACCCCAUCCUACGCCAUCCCCAGCCCCCCAGCCCAAGUGUCAGGGUCAGAGAGUGGGGUGGAUAAGGUUGUGUCCCAGCUAGCCACUGUGGCUAAGAGCUUCCUGGGCCCCGUCAAACUCACUAUCCCUGGGGCCAAGGAGGCUUUUGAGAGGGCCAAAGACCAGAACCAGAAACCCUCUCACCCCAAGACCACACCCGACUCACCCCUUACCACUACCACCACCACACCCCUCUCCCCCUCCCCCUUUAGACACCCUGCCCCUCAGCCACCGCCCCGCCUGUCCUCCCAGUCUCCUUCCCGGCAGCCCUCUUACAAAACUGAGCCAGCCCCCCCCCCCCCUCCACAGAGGAGGGCCUCCCCUCCUAAAGACUGUGCCCCGGGGCCCCAGGACCACCCAGAGAGGCCAUUGAUGGGGUUACGAGGCAGUAGGGAGACUCCAGCCAUUACAGCUGUUACUGCACCAAGGCAGGGGCCCACCAACACACCCACCCAGACCCCUACUGCAGCCUCGGAGCAGCGCAAGAGGCCAGACCCAGCUGCCCCACAGAGACCCAACCCUGCCUCCGCAGCCUCCACCCCACAGGACAAAACCAGCAGCAAGAAGACGUAGCAGAAAACAAGACUCAAGAAACACCCAUGACGAUACAGACUGCUGUCACGAGAUUUUAAUCUUAAAUCCACAAACAACUGCAUGAGAAUUAUAAUUUAUUCAAAACUUUUUGCAACACACAAAUCAUUAUGAGAGAGAGAGAGAGAGAGAGAGAGAGAGAGAGAGAGAGAGAGAGAGAGAGAGAGAGAGAGAGAGAGAGAGAUCUUUGCCCUGACUGUGUAUGUCCCAGAGGCAUCCAGGCUCGCUGUGCCUCUCUUGUUCUUUCUUAUUCUGUGUUUUAUCAUUCAGACAUGGAUUAAUGUUCCUGUGAAGUCAGUCUGUGUUUGUUUCUCCCCGCAAAGAAACACGGGGGGGGGGGUGUUAGUUCACUGAUCCACAGGGAAGGAUUAACAAACGCCCGCACUAAUGGUUUUUUCUAGUAUACCGCCUCGUUACCUUUCCCCUUGUAGUUCCAGUAGUCCGACGUGCGUUCUUAGCUAGCCAAUAGAUCAGGUCGUGCCUUAUAAACAAAAUGGCACCCCACCCCACCCCACCACUCCACCCUGCCUGCCUGCCUGCGUGUGUCUCCAGUCGUCCGUGACUGAAAAGGGUGUAUCUCAGCAAUAAAAGUAGUGUGUGCUUCGCAAUCAGUAUAAACAGUCUGUUAAUGAAACCAUCUGCAUUGCUCACGUUUACACACUCAGCAGUUUACAAAAAGGCAAAUUACAUUGUGUAUUAUUAUUAUUACUCCCUCAUGGUCUAACGCUGCACUCUGUCUCUCUAACAGUAUAAUACUGCGGGCUGGCUAGAGAACCCUCUCGUCCCUGUAUAACACACUAUUUUAAUGAAGCGGCUGUCAAUGUCUACUAAAACGGUGCUGUUGUGUUGGAUAUCAUAGCGCUCCACGGUAAACUCCUUUCCCAUCCGCUCCACUGGCCCUUCCAUGAUUAUAGCUGGACCCGCCAAGUGUACCCGAAUAGAGCUCUAUGUGGGUGUAAGCAUGUGUCGUGGUAGCUAGGAUACCUAGCCUAGCCAUUCACCUUGUAGCUUGCAUGAUAGCCUCACCAAAUCUACACCCCCUGACUCAAGGGACAUGUUUUUUAAAUGAUCAAGGAAAAGUAGGAUGUUCAUAUCACAGCCUUUACAUAGCAUGGACUACAGGUGAGGUGGAGAGGUUCCGGGUGAUCUGGUCACAGACUGCCCUGGGGACAACUGGUCGAUCUGGUCCCUGGUCUGAUUUGAUCGCAUCUUGUUUGGUCAACCACACAGACCGACGCAGUGAUGAGAUCAGAGUCAAGUGGUUAAAGAUGAGGUACCGUCGGAUCUAGUAAAAGAGAUUUGGGUUUGUGUACCAGGCAGAAGCUCGAUUACCCAGACUCCUCGGUAACCGAGGCAAGGAAGUCAGCUCACAGGUCUGUUUACGGGCCAGUCAAAAGUACUACAGUAGGCACACCAGCCACCUAUAAACUGUAUUAUGACAACCAGUGGUUUUCCACAUCCAAAUGGACCAUUAUCUUUAUUUCUAGCCCCUGCGCACUCUGUUUUUAUCAGCCACUAAAGGUGUUGAUUUGACUUUGUAUUUGGACCAACUCGCUGUGUUCUCUGUGUCACGCCUCUUGUCCUGUAAAGCUAGCAGACUUUACUUUCUAUAUGCGUGCAAGAGUAUGUAUUGCCGUUUGGCUGUCAGAUGUGUAUAUAUACGAAUAUUUAAAGGUCUGUUUUUGUGUGUGUUUUAGUUAGGGUAGACUUUGUUAGUUACUCCUGUUAGCACUGCCUGUCCCUGAUAGGCCUGAUGCUCGACUGAUGUCUCAGUUGGCCUAUAGGGUUGGGACGGGCCAGUAGGGGCGUGGGCUUUGCACAACCCUUUUUAUCUCUGUCAAAUGGAAACGCCAACUAAAUAAAAAGGGCCAAUCAGAUCCCUGGCUUUUAGGUCAGCCACGACAAUGUCGACCAAUCAGUGAGCUGAACACCCCUAUGAUCUUGUGUGCCACUGCUCUGUGUGUGAGUGUUUGUGAGUGUGUCUGUUAGUGUGCAAAGAGGGGAUGCUUUCACGGUGCAAAACUAUGGCCAUGUGACUACCUACAUCGUACAUCUAAAUAAUUUUUGGUGUGCGAGUUCAAAUCUCCCUCUGUAUGCGUGUCGGUCCACAGUGUGUCCUGCAAAGUUUACGUUGCUGUUGGAGAUGUUGCAGAGAGCGGCUCUGGGAUGACUGCGGGUGAGACAGGACGAUAUCUGUCCGGUGUCCUAAUAGAUACUGUAGAGGUCUGUGCUGUCAAAUACCUAACCCCAGACAGACAGACAACCCCGUUGACUGACUGUGGCUUCCGAUCUGUGUAAUAUGUUUACAUGUUGUUCUUCUAUCUUUCACAUCCGGAGUCCUCCGUGCCACUUGCAAUCCACCCCUGUAACAGAGAGUGAUCAUUAUCAAUGCCGACAGCCUUUCCACAUGCUAAAGUUACCCCGGAUUAUACCAGGGUGACGAGCUUAUCGUGGUCUUUACAUGCACAUUGUAAUGUAAACCUAACCACUGAUGUACCACAGACAAUGUUAAUGUGGAGGAACAGCACGUCAUGUUUAAAGGUUGGGCCCUGGUCAAAAGUAGUGCACUAUAUGGGAAAUGGGGUGCCAUUUUGGCAGCGUCCUAAAUCACCUACAGUGCGAAUAGUUGUCUCCUCUCGUGCAGAAGGAUCGAGGUGAGAUAGGUAGAUUAGUUGGUGAGGUAUAGGCCUCACAGAGAGCUACCUGCUGUCAUUUGUCACAGGGACAUAUCGGCCAAGCUUAGCGCUAUGAUUUAACCACUUGCAUAUCACCCAGGCAUCCUCCCAUCUGGUCGGCUCUGCAGGUGGUCCUGUCGUUAUUGCUACAUGGACAGCUGCUAUUCUCUCUGAUCAAUAUGAGUGCCAUCCUCCACCGCCCGGCGCCAGCCUCACCAUCCCCUGACAGCAAACACUUAAUGUUGUAUCACACACACACACACACACACACACACACACACACACACACACACACACACACACACACACACACACACACACACACACACACACACACACACAGUCCCAUGUGUGAUGAUGAUCGUCCGGCCAUCUGACUGAAAGUCAAGUCAAGUGUCAGUUUCCCCGGUGGAGUCAUUAAUCUCUAGCCCAGGGCUGUGUGCUGCCCCAUGCUCCUAGCACACACACACACACACACACACAGCAAAUUCAGCCAAACAAAACACUGCCUACGCCUAGCCUGGGACCGUCGCCUCCAAUUUUCAACUAGGCCUCCCCCAGAGCCCGAAGCCACGGUAACCCAUAGGGGCACUCCCUCUCUCUGUUAACCCUGUGUGUAACCUCCACCCUGGACCUCCCAGUGUUUUGACCUCACUAGAUCUCUAAAAGACGGAGAUCCAUCCAGGAUGUGUUUUUUUACUGUAUCCGCAGUGUGCAGAGUGUGGCAAAGCCCAUAGCAGUGUCAGGGCUGUCCACCGUAAGUCAGUGUGUAGAGACCAAUGCCACUCAACUGAACUGAAGGUAGAAAAUACAAUUGACUCUAUACUACGGACUGGACUUCUGGGGGGGGUUUUCUCGGCCAGUAUUUUAAUGGGCGUGUGUGAUCCUUUGUGUGUACAGUGUGUUUGAAGCUGAAAGGUGUGAAGGAGAGGAGUGAGGAUCUGCCGGAGAAAGGUUAAAAAAAAAAGAUUGCUAGAGCAAAGCCAGUGCAAUAUCUUUUUAUGUUCCGUUGUGGUAAACGCAUGUUGUUGUUGUUAAUCCUACCUUAUCUUAAUAAAGUUUUUUUUAAUGUAA
This is a messenger RNA of Oncorhynchus kisutch (coho salmon), 11573 nucleotides long. Its product is annotated as microtubule-associated serine/threonine-protein kinase 2. Gene Ontology annotation, biological process: cytoskeleton organization; intracellular signal transduction; peptidyl-serine phosphorylation. The transcript has 24 exons. The coding region runs from base 2191 to 7806 and encodes 1871 amino acids. NCBI's taxonomy places the organism in Eukaryota, Metazoa, Chordata, Actinopteri, Salmoniformes, Salmonidae. Gene Ontology annotation, cellular component: microtubule cytoskeleton. Gene Ontology annotation, molecular function: ATP binding; protein binding; protein serine/threonine kinase activity. The record is from RefSeq and is a predicted model, not a curated record.